GCCACUGGUAAGCUUGAAUCACUUCUCCAAUUUCGCCCUUCCAUUCCAACCAUUGAAAUGUUUCAAUUUUCUCUAUCUUAGUUUGUCUUCUUUGUCAUCAAACUGCGCAUCUGCGUUCUCUAAUUCAUACCUUUCUCAGUAGGUUUUGAUCAGGAUGGAGUAUAGAGAAGAUGAGAUUUGACAAACUAACAAAUUUGCGUGAGAGUGAUAGUUCAUGCUUUUAAUCAAACAUUUUGCUUCAAUUUUAUAUGGGCAUGUUUGAGUGUUUGGUAUGAGCAGAUAACUGAAACGUUUACAGUUUGCCCUUCCCAGUUUCUGUUUCAUUGAUAUAUUCAUAGCUCCAGAGAUCUCCCGCCUCAACCCAUUUGAGCAAAUACACUUAAAUAUGGAUUCUAUGGUAUGCUUUGCCAUACUUCUGAAUCAGACUCACAACUGAGGGAAUAGCAUAGUAAUGCAAAGAGUAUUUUGAAGAUCAAUUACUCCUAUAUUAGCUAACAUAUAUCAAAAGUUCAAAGGUUGAUCUUGGAAGUCUUUGGAUCUCAAGCGGUCUGUACAUUGAUGUUCUGGAGCUCUGCUAUUUGCAGUCAUGCAAAGGCAGAGUGUUCUUUACAAUAAGGCCUCUUUCAAUUUUGGAAAGAACUCAGAUGGUUUUGAUACCAGAAUUCCCUGUAUACUCCCCAGCUUGCUUCCUGACAGAAUCCAUGUUAGAUCAUGUUUUCUAAGGGCGGAAAUUCCAUCUAGCAUUAAAAUUGAAAGUUUGGACUUCACAAAAAUUGGCUGCACAUUUCGCCAGGCAGAAGUUAGAAGUGUGGCUUAUGAGAAUGAGGGAGAAUUAUCAGAUGAAGAUGAUGAGCUUUGUCCUGUUGACUGUGUUAGAGAAUUUAAGACAGAUGAGGAAUUCUCCCGAAUUCUGGAAAAGGCCAAGGAGACUAAUUCUCUAGUUGUGGUAGAUUUUUAUCGCACUUCUUGUGGAAGCUGCAAGUAUAUAGAGCAAGGCUUCGCAAAAUUAUGCAAGGGAUCUGGCGAUGAAGAAGCUGCGGUUAUCUUCUUAAAGCAUAAUGUAAUUGAUGAGUAUGAUGAAGAAUCUGAGGUUGCUGAGCGACUCAGGAUCAAGGCAGUGCCCCUCUUCCACUUCUACAAAGAUGGGGUUCUAUUAGAAUCAUUUCCAACCCGAGACAAGGAGAGGAUUAUUGCAGCCAUUCUCAAAUACACUUCUCCUGCAUCCCAAGAUGUUUAAGCUACUCUGGUUAUGUUUCCAAACUUUGCUACUGUAUAACAGUAACGGGUACUGAUAUGAGAGGAAUAUAUGAUUUAAGUGCUAUGAAGCAUUCCCCUUCUGUAAUAUAAUGUCUAGCAAUCUUAUGAAACGUUCAGUCUUUCCACUUGGAUUAAAUUGAUGUUGGCUCAAUAAGAUGAAAUACUUGUCCA
Molecule: messenger RNA, 1428 nt
Organism: Vitis vinifera (wine grape)
Lineage: Eukaryota; Viridiplantae; Streptophyta; Magnoliopsida; Vitales; Vitaceae
Product: thioredoxin-like 4, chloroplastic
Exons: 4
Coding region: 587-1237 (216 amino acids)
Cellular component (GO): chloroplast
Source: RefSeq, a predicted model, not a curated record